AGGGGGUUCAGCUUCGGGGGCGAAGGGGACAACGGAAAAAGGCUCCGUGACCUCACCAGCCACGCGCAGCCAUGUCGGAGGCUGAAUCGGCGGCGGUGGUCCCUGGGCCGGCGCCGGAGGCAGCGGCGGAGCGGAAGCCCCGGCGGCUGCGGGGGCACAAGAAGGGCGCCGUCACCUGCUGCGUCGCGUCCUCCGCCCGCCCGGGCGUCGUCGCGUCCGCCGGCGAGGAUGGAUGUCUUUGCUGGUUUGAUUUGCGCACCAAAGAUGUGCUUUUGACCAUUGAGGCAGCUAAUAAGCCAAUUUCUUCGGUGUGCUUUAAACCAGGAAAUGAAGACUUUGUGUAUGCCUCUGCUGGAAAUGAAAUAUUAUCCUUUGAUGUUCGUAUGGGACCUCAAUCGAAGCCAUUAGAGACGUAUAACUACAAUAGAGAUGAAAUCAAUCAGAUUGCUGUCAGCUCUAAAGGUUUUCUCGCUGCUGCAGAUGACAGUGGGGAUGUUAAGAUUGUCAAUACCACUCAGAAAUGUCUGUAUAAAAGGUUGAGGGAAGCCCACACAAGUAUUUGCAGCACUGUACAAUUCAUUCCUUGGAGACCUUGGACCGCAAUCACUGGUGGCCUUGACUCGAAGCUUGCUGCGUGGGAUUUUUCCAAAGGGCGAGCACUAUUUUCUAUUGAUUAUGGAUCACCUGAAUUGCAAAAUGGCAGUUCUUCCGGUAGUGCAGGGCAAUGUUUCAACCCUGCUUUUGUUCAUUCGCUAGCAGUUUCUGAAGAGGGCAUUUUGGGUGGAUUCUACAAAGUUUGUGCUGUUGCAAGGGGCGAUGGUGCUGUUGAUGUAGUUGAUCUCGAAUAUGAACUGGCACCUGCUAAAUCGAAAGGACCUCCUCGGACAGCAACUUCAACAAUGAGUUCAAAAAGAACUGAACCUGGAGAUGGAAGCAGUAAUCAAAGUCAAGUGAAAAGGAUCCAUCUUGAUUUCACAAUGGGUGGCCAUACUGCAGCUGUGUCUUGUGUAGCAUUUUCAGCAUUUGGUGAGAAAGGAAAGUUCCUUGUUUCAGGCGGCAAUGAUGCAUCAGUGAAGAUAUGGGAUUGGUCCAAAGGAUUUUCUUCUGAAACAAACAGCGAUGCUGAAUUGGUGUUGGAUAUUGAUGUGAAGAAAAAGGUAAAUUGGUUGUGUACUACGCCAACUGAUUCAGAUAAUCUGAUUGUAUGCGACACAUCCAAGGUGGUCAAAGUAUACAAUUUUCGGUAGUUAGAUUAAUGGGGCCCAUCAGCUUGUUGGAUAAUUUUCUGAGAUAGUGAAUGUUGCCUGGCCAUCUGUCUGUCUUGAGUUGGUCCUGACUCCGGUUUCCAGAGACAUGAUGCCAAGCCUGCAGCAGAUAGUUCUCUGAGUCGAUGCUCAAGAUUAUUGUUUAGCACUUUGCAAUAUCAGUUGCAGGACAGAAUGAAGCCGCUAAACUAUUUAUUAUUUUCUUACGAGACAGAUCUUACUUCGUUGUGAUAUUUUUUGUACUUCCACAGGCUUCUAGCUAGACUCGGCAUGUAUAUCUUCGUUGACCGUUGUAUGAUGAAAUGAAUUUAUGGUUUUCAAGGAAAACCUUUGUGCGC
This is a messenger RNA of Panicum hallii, 1603 nucleotides long. RefSeq names its product WD repeat-containing protein 53. Gene Ontology annotation, molecular function: protein binding. Lineage: Eukaryota; Viridiplantae; Streptophyta; Magnoliopsida; Poales; Poaceae. The transcript is spliced from 11 exons. The record is from RefSeq and is a predicted model, not a curated record. Bases 72 to 1247 code for a protein of 391 amino acids.